AGUGUGGACCCAUACAACUUUCCGACUUGGCGGGACGCAAAGGCGACCACUCAACGCGACCACGUUCAGAAUCUACCGUUUGCCUAAACAAAUAACAACACCCUUUGAUAUUUAUUCUCUGUUGUUGCUCGGAAGGAAAAGCAAUGUAAUCUCACUACCGAACGUAACUACUUGUUCGGCUCUGAUGUUCCCAUUGUAGCUCACUUUCAAUCAGCCUUUCUUGGUUGAUGAGCAACAAGCAAACACCCAACGAGUCUUAAGGUCGUCAAACCCACUCGAAUAUUGAAGCUUGCUCGGGUGAUCUUUUCAAUAAACAUGCCUGACCUCAAUUCCGUCCCACCCUCUCCCCAUAUCCUCGCCGCUUCUCGUCAAGCUUCCAACCAGAAUGGCCAGUCCCAAGCCUCGCCCCAUCAAGCGCCAAUCUCGCCCUCUCUGAAUAUCCUACCUUCAAAUCAGCACGCUGUCAACCGAACAUCUUUGACUUCUCUCCCAUCACCACCACUGCUAUCCGGAGUUUCUACAAUGCCUCCGCACCCUGCCCCAGGACAAGACAACACCGGCGUCGGCGCUGGACCGGGUCCCUUAAGACAUCCACGUCCCUUGACAGCUGCUGAGUUACACUCGCAGCUAGAGCAGGAGCAAGAGCUAUUGGUAAACCGCUUAACGCGUGACUUGACUAUGCUUCGAGCGGCACAGAACUCAUCAGUGGCUUCGAAUACUUCAUCAACGAGCGCAUCGACCUCUGCUGAUCAGACCCACCCAUCGUCCUUCACCGACACACAUCUUCUAUCCGGUCCUGGAUUCCCCCUUCCAACAACUAGCGCUGACCGUAGACACCACCGAACAGGCUCGAGCGCUAGCACACGUAGUCUAAAUCAGUCUAUUGUCGCUUCGCAAGGUUCUACGCCUGCCCCUAUACCGAUUCCUCACCCUGGAAACGCUGCGUCCGUUCUAGAAGCGGCAAGAAACCCUCGAGGCGCUCCAGGCAUGAGUCGACAGAACAGCACCGCUUCUCAGAGAAGCGGAAGUCGAACUCACUCACCGCAUCCAUACCACAUUAGCACCAGUCUCGGUUCCUCUUACACGCAACCACACGGCUUUCCUUAUGAUUAUGGAUCGAGUUACUUCCCUCGCGGCUCGGCAUCUUCUAGUACCAGCAUCGCGGCUACUCCUGGAUCGGAGCUCUCUCCGGGCCUCUUACCGGCGACACUGCGGUACGAAGAGACGGCUCACUACCGACAAGAGUUAGACAUCGCCAAGCGCGAGAAUGAAUCACUGAAGCGACGUAUCAAGGAUUUGGAACGAGCUCUACGUGACCGCCGACAGAGCGAUGCUAGUCGCACUAGCGCUGGAAGAGACCGGAGCGGGAGUACUAGCACCGCGGCAAGCGCUAACGUCAGCGUCAGCGGCGUUGCCAGAGUUGGAGGUGUCAUCGGAGGCGGCACAACUAUAGCCGGGGAUCGCAGAAGCGAACGGAGAGCAAUCGAGCGGGGUGUAAGCAACUUAAGCAUCUCCGGAAGUGUUAACGCUGGCGUUCCCGACGAGGAACUGAAAGUGGGCGAGAGUGCUGCGAGCGCUGGCCUACCACCUGCCGGCGACCAGACACAGGAGGCGAAAUAGGAUGGGUUGAACACCGAGUCUUAGCCGGGCAUGCGAGCACUCUUACGGGGACGUGUCGAGAUGCACAAAUAUUGAUGUCCUAUGUUAAUAGAUAUCAUCGAUUGACGGAUGAGUAAAUGAUUGCACGAGGCGCAGUACCUCAUUCUAUUAGACCGGCUAAGAGUCUUUCCCUCUAGCUCUAGUCAGGGACGGUUCGCGAAGACUUGUUCAUUCUUGCUAGCUAGCUACUUAAGUACUUAGCUACCUUUCUAUCGACGUGCGGUAGAUUGCACUGAUUAAUAGAUAUCGUAUGUCAGGAGUUAGGAGAGGCUCAAUGUCUCAUUUGCUACGAAUC
Messenger RNA from Annulohypoxylon maeteangense, 1954 nucleotides. RefSeq lists its product as uncharacterized. NCBI's taxonomy places the organism in Eukaryota, Fungi, Ascomycota, Sordariomycetes, Xylariales, Hypoxylaceae. The coding region runs from base 316 to 1620 and encodes 434 amino acids. The record is from RefSeq and is a predicted model, not a curated record. The transcript has 2 exons.